ACAACGGCAAUUUUAGAUACCUCGGAUGAGUCCAUGGUGUCGCAUCGCAGGUGCCCAUCACUUCUUGAACCGACAUUGUUUUACCGUGUGUCCCGCGUACGGCACGCAUGAGUGACAUGUCGGCCGAGUUACGCUGCCACUCGUGUUGCUAGUACAUACGAGAGAGCCAGAUGCUUUGUGCCGUGCAAUGUAGAAGCACGUUGAACCUCGCUUUGCUUCUCGCGCCGCUUCGUUCCCUGACGGUGAUUUCCGGGUAAGUUACCUUUCUGCAUCUCGUACUGCGUCCCGCGCUUCCACGCUUCCCACCGAGAAUUAUGGCGAUUCUUUCCCGCCAGCACACCUCUAUCGCCGUUCUCCUCGCGCUAGCAUCAGCUGUACUCCUUAUAAGAAGCGUCGACGCGCUGCAGGGAUGCGGGGGGAGCUGCAGGCGCCACGCGGACUGCAGCGGGCGGCUGGCAUGCAUGAGCGGCAAGUGCGGCGACGACCCCGGCGUGGGGACGCACAUCUGCAGGCAGCAGGGGGGAGGGGGCACGUGCAAGCCGUCAGGAAGCUUCCGGGCUCCUGCAGUUGUCCCUUGCAACUCGGAUAACAUGUCCGACUGCUGCAAGCCACUCGCCAAGUACCACAAGUACACGUGCUCGCCUCGUGUCAGCAACGCCACGUCAGCAAUCCUGACUCUCAACGGAUUCGACGCUGGCCAGGACGGUGGCGGCGCUUCCUCCUGCGACGGCAAGUACCAUCGCAACACCGAGAGGGUGGUCGCCCUCUCCACUGGCUGGUUUGCCAACCGGAGGCGCUGCGGCCGUCAGAUCCAAAUCUCCGCAUCCAAUGGCCGCAGCGUGCUGGCGACAGUGGUGGACGAGUGCGACUCGAGGGCGGGGUGCGACAGGAUGCAUGCGGGCCAGCCGCCCUGCAUCAUGAAUGACGUGGACGCCUCUGCUGCCGUGUGGAGUGCGCUUGGGAUCAGUGAAUCGGACAGCCGAUACGGGUACCUGAAGGUUACUUGGAAGGAUGUGUGAUGUGAUGAGUGCUCGGCAUGUGCUUGGAGGGGGUGUCUGCAGCUUGGAGAAUUGGGUGGAUUGGGGUGGAGGUGAAAACUUGCUGGAUGUCAGACAAUGGAAAAGUGGUUACCCUGGAGGUCUUCUUGACGCUGCUGUGCACUCUGUUUUGUAUAGUACAUUUUAUUGAUGCUAGAUCUGUUCAC
Molecule: messenger RNA, 1204 nt
Organism: Closterium sp. NIES-67
Lineage: Eukaryota; Viridiplantae; Streptophyta; Zygnematophyceae; Desmidiales; Closteriaceae
Source: the annotation of a GenBank genome assembly